Messenger RNA from Penicillium manginii, 429 nucleotides. RefSeq lists its product as uncharacterized. NCBI's taxonomy places the organism in Eukaryota, Fungi, Ascomycota, Eurotiomycetes, Eurotiales, Aspergillaceae. The record is from RefSeq and is a predicted model, not a curated record. The transcript is spliced from 2 exons. Bases 1 to 429 code for a protein of 142 amino acids. Gene Ontology annotation, molecular function: peroxiredoxin activity.
AUGUCCGACAAGCCUGAACUUAAGGAGCUCCACGAGCAACUCUUCGAAGAAGGUCUCAAGGUUCGCAGAGCUGUCGUCGGCAACACUUACGUUGACCGAUCCCUUGCCAAUGGAUCAAGUGAAUUCGCACGUCCUGCUCAGGAGCUUGUCACAGAAUGGUGCUGGGGCCACGUUUGGACACGACCCGGUCUUGAGCGAAAGCAGCGAAGCCUGCUUAACCUGGGUAUGCUUAUCGCCCUGAAGGCAUGGCCGGAGCUGGCUGUCCACACCCGUGGUGCUAUCAACAAUGGUCUGACCGAGAAAGAGAUCAGUGAGGCUGUCCUGCAGGCUACAAUCUACUGUGGUGCCCCUGCUGGACUGGAGGCUUUCAAGAUUACAGAGAAGACUAUCAAGGAGAUGAUUGAGAACGGAGAGUACAAGCCAUCAUGA